AUGGAAGAACCCACCUACGACGCAAGCCUCCCCCUCGCAACCACCACCCUCGUCUACCAAUACAAACUAGUCAACUGCCCCGGCAAGACCAUCGUCGGCCUGCUGGUCGAAUAUCCCCCCAACGGUGCCACGCCGCCCCACCGACACGGCGGCGCGUCCGUGUCAGCCUACGUGAUCAGGGGCGCCGUGCUGUGCAAGAUGAACGACGACCCGGUGCAGACGAUCAAGCAGGGCGGGUCGUGGUACGAGGCGCCCGGGUGCCAUCAUCGGAUCAGCGCCAACGCCAGCACGACGGAGCCGGCGGCGUUCUUUGUGAGCUUUGUGCUGGAGACGGAGGUGUUGGAGCGGGAGGGGCCGGGGGUGUUGGUGCAGGUUGACGAGGAGUAUAGGGAAGUUGUUGCGCGGAAGAUGAGGAUGGAGGUGUGAGGGUUUGUUCAAGAGGGCUGUGGAUGGGGCGUUGUCUUCGGACUUGAUUAAGCAAUUGUCUUUCUGGUCGGAGAGUCUGUAAAUGUUUCUCUUGAUCCCAUAAUCAGACAACGACAAAUUGAAGUGGUGAUUGAGGAUUGAUGCAGCUUCA
Aspergillus aculeatus ATCC 16872 is the source of this 577-nucleotide messenger RNA. Its product is annotated as cupin domain-containing protein. The record is from RefSeq and is a predicted model, not a curated record. The transcript has 2 exons. NCBI's taxonomy places the organism in Eukaryota, Fungi, Ascomycota, Eurotiomycetes, Eurotiales, Aspergillaceae. Bases 1 to 426 code for a protein of 141 amino acids.